This is a messenger RNA of Racocetra persica, 1306 nucleotides long. The record is from the annotation of a GenBank genome assembly. NCBI's taxonomy places the organism in Eukaryota, Fungi, Glomeromycota, Glomeromycetes, Diversisporales, Gigasporaceae.
CAAAAACCUUGGGCCCGAAUUGCUUUUCAGUGCGAUAAUAAAUCAUGGAUUGUGAGAGAAGUAGAUAUAGCUUUGGAUGUACUUGACCUUUAUUCAAUUUUAACUCCUAUUAAUUUAAAAACUAUUAAAACAAAAUUUGAUCCUCAUGCGAGAUAUUAUCCAUAUCAGCAAAAUAAAAAUAGUGAUAUAUGCUGGGUUCCUUUAUUACCCGGCUAUACUGUAUAUACACUUUUUCAAAAUAAAUUUUUUCAAUUUAAAAUCGUUAAAGAUAAAAAUAAUCAAAUAUGUUUCGAAUGGUAUGAUUUUGAUAAUGAUUCGACGUUUCAAAACUUACAAGAAAAUAGAUCAGACUAUACAGCUUAUAGAAGUUUAAAGUAUAAAUAUAAUUCUGAAAAAAAGUUAUUUCCGUGGAUUAUGGGAUUUCUUAAUAAUGACAAUAUUCUUUUCUUACAAAAUAUAGUAACUCGACAUUUUUCUCAUAUAUUCGAUCAAUAUAACCAAACUAUAAAAGCAUUUCAAAAAGAAACUAGAUUAGAAAAUACUAUGAAACAUGUUGCCCAUGAACUCAAUAAUAAAAUAGGUGAAAAUGAAUUACCGAUUACUAACGGGAUUUUACUUGAACGCCAUAGCAAAUAUUCAACUCCACAAGAAACCCAGGCAUUAAUGGUAAAGUAUAAUGAAUUAGUACAAAAAAAUUAUACUUUAAACCGAAAGAUCCAACGACUUCAACAAAAAAUUACUGAACUAACUCACGAUAAUGAACAAUUCGAUACUGAAGAAAAUUUCAAUAAAUUGUUAGAAGUAAUCGAUGAAAAUAUCAAUAAAGCUAAACUCGGAUCAACCAUUUUAAUAGACUCUAAAAAAUAUCUUUUAUUAGUUUUUUCGCAACCAUAUAUCAAUUGUGGCAAUAACCAAAUUUCUAAACGUACUCAUAUUGUUGAUACGAUUGGAUUUUCAGUAAAAUGUCAAAUUAUUUGUCAUUUGUGUGGUGAAACAAUGGAAAAUAAUAACGAACCAAAAAAUAUUCACUUUACAAAAGCAGUUUCAGCAGCAGCUUUAGCAGGAGGUCUUACUUAUCCUUCAUUACAAAGUAUUUUCUCAUGUAUUGGAAUUACUAGUCAAAGUUGUAGAAAAAAUUAUUAUUUAUAUCAAACUCCAUUAUUUUCUUAUUUGGUAAUAAAUGCUAAAAAGUCUACGACAUUUUGGCUCGAGAAAGCUUUAGAAUUUAUGAAACAAAAAAAUGUGAAUUAUUUAUCUGUAAGUUUUGACUGUUCAUGGUCACAUGAACGUAAUGCUCGACAAGCAA